Pundamilia nyererei is the source of this 4250-nucleotide messenger RNA. It is a transcript of the gene srrm2, whose product is annotated as serine/arginine repetitive matrix 2. Lineage: Eukaryota; Metazoa; Chordata; Actinopteri; Cichliformes; Cichlidae. The transcript is spliced from 13 exons. The record is from RefSeq and is a predicted model, not a curated record. Gene Ontology annotation, cellular component: nucleus. Bases 1 to 3873 code for a protein of 1290 amino acids.
AUGGUGAACCCUGUUCUGUUGAAAUUCCAGCUCAACAGGCAGCCCAAUGCCGACAUCCUGGAGCACCAGCGGAAGAGGCAGCUGGAGGUGAAGUGUGCCGAGCUGCAGGACAUGAUGGAGGAGCAAGGGUAUUCUGCUGAGGAGAUCGAGGAGAAGGUGAACAGUUUCCGCAUGAUGCUGCAGGAGAAAGAGGAGCCUGCACCCGCCUCCACCGAGAGACCAACGGUGACAGAGACGCAUGCCCUCGCUGCAGCCAACCAGCAGAAGAAUGACCGCCUUCGCGCUGCUUUUGGCAUCGCCAGCGAUUACGUGGACGGAUCGUCCUUCCACGCUGACCGCAAGGAGAAAGAGAAGGAAAAGAGGGAGCAGGAACGACUGGAGAGGGAGAGGCAACAGCAACAGAAAUACACGUUGCUGGAAGAUUCAGAUGAAUCAGAUUCUCCUCCAAAGAAGCGCAGUCGCAAGAAGAAAAAGAAAAACAAGAGCAGAGACAGAGAGGUGUCAGAGGAGGAAGAAGACAGUUCGUCAGAGGAAAAAGAGAUGGUGUCGAAGAAAAACAGAAAAAAGAGUGAAAGCGCGAGUCCUCCAAAAGCAAAGCCAGGACGAGGCAGGAGCGCUUCCUCCAGCUCUGCUCACAGCAGCAGCCCAUCUCCGGCGCCACCAAGAUCACGCCAACAGGACCAGACUGGAAGAAACGUUGUUGAAGGUAGAAAAGGCAGUUCUCCAGACAGGAGGAGACGAGGCCAUGAGGAGCAGAGCCCAGAACAGGGCGAACGGAAGAGGCCCAAUCUUCAGAGGGAAAAAGAGCGACCAAGCGAGAUGGAGAGGACCUCCAGGAGACACAACUACUCAUCCCCUUCUCCCCCACCACAGCUGGCAAAAGCCACAGAGAGAGGAAGGAGGUCCAGGAGCAAGCAGAAGGAGAGUGAGAAAGGGAGGCGCUCAAGAAGCAGAGAAGUGGAGAAAAGAAGGCGUUCCCAGAGUUUGGAGAUCAUGGAGAAGAGGAGGCGCUCGAGGAGUGUAGAGGUGGAGAAGAGGAGGCGCUCGAGGAGUGUGGAGAUCAUGGAGAAGAGGAGGCGCUCGAGGAGUGUGGAGAUCAUGGAGAAGAGGAGGCGCUCGAGGAGUGUAGAGAUGGAGAAGAGAAGGCGCUCAAGAAGCUUAGAAAAUGAGAGGGAAAGAUCACGACGUUCAAGAAGCAAGGAGAAGGAGAGAAAUAGGCACUCCAGAAGCAGAGACAUACAGAGGGGGAGACGAUCGAGGAGUCGGGACAUGGAGAGGAACAGAGGGCAGCAUUUAAGAAUAAGAGACACGGAGAGGGUAAGGAGAUCGAGGAGUCGAGAGAUGGAAAGGGGGAGACGAUCGAGGAGCAGAGAAAAUGAGGGGGAGAGAAGUAAGCGCUCCAGAAGCAGAGACAUGGAGAGGGGAAGAACAGCAAGUCCAGAGAUGGAGAGAGGGAGGCGUUCAAGGAGCAGAGAACAGCGGGACAAAGGAAAGGAGAGCAUCCCUCAGAGGACAAGACAUGACUCCUCCUCAUCCCCUUCCCCUUCCCCUCUGAAACAGGAAACCAGGAUGGAAAGGAGCAAAGACGGAAUUAAACUGGACAAAAAGUCAAGACAUGACUCCUCCUCCACGCCUUCGCCUCCCCCUGAAAAAGAGAGAACAAGGAGGGAGAGGAGUAGAGAGAGGGAGCGCAGAACUAAUGAUCUGCAGUCAGCAGUGCCAAACGAAAGGGACAACAGGAAGGAUGCAAGGAGACUUGCGAGAGAGACGCCUCCUCGCCAGCAGAGAAAUGACAGGAAGAGGGACGGACAACCAUCCCGUGGCUCCUUGUCACCUGCUUCCCACUCACCUGUCACCAAUGGACGUCAGAGGGAAAAGGAGAACGACAGGAGAGGAGAAACGGACAGAGAGAGCAACAAGGAGAAGGACCGGCAUCUGAACAAGCAGAGGGAAGAAGACAGAGUCCAGGAAGGCAAGAGGAAGCGGGACGAGGUUCGAUUGUCCUCAGAAAUCAGGCGAGAUGAAUCAAGGCCUGCCGAGAAGGCGGUGAGUGAAAGACCGGAGGCGAGGGAGAAGCCUGCUGAGAAACGGGAGAGCAGCAGCAGCAGCAGCAGCAGCAGUAGUAGCGGCAGCAAUAGCAGCAGCGACAGUGACAGUGAUAGCUCCUCAUCUUCUUCAUCAUCUUCCUCCUCCUCCUCCUCGUCCUCAUCCUCUGAAGAUGAAGACAAGUCAAAAAAGGCUGGAUCCCCACAGAGGGAGAAGGACAGCCUAGGAAAAGCUGCACUGUCUGCCAUCGGGAUUGCAGUCCAGAGACAUUUAGCCAACGGUAAACAGCAAAGCUCGGCCUCUGAGCGCGACACACCCAAAAGCUCCCAGAGGGAGCGAGGAGGAGGAGCAGGGGGAAGAGAUGCACCCGAGAGGGAAAGACUGCCUCAAAGAGCUCCGACAGAGGAGUGCUCACGCCGCACCAAAGGCCAGGAACGCUACAGCCCCACACAGAUGGACAGUCCCAGCCCACCUCCUUCCCCACCCAGCAGAGCAGGCACCAGAGCAGGCAGGAGAUAUUCUCCCUCUGAGGCUGAUGGUGGGAGGGGGAGAGCAGAGGUAAAGGCUGGGGAAAAGGAGAGAGGGAGGGACAAAGACACAACCAGGGGAGCCACAAGGUCUAGCCCCUUUGCCCGGAGGUCACGCUCUCCACCCCAGAGGAAAGCUACCGUCUCACCCCCCCGUCGCACUCCACCCAGGCAGUAUCAGGACCCCCCAGCCCGGUCCAGAAGAGUUUCUCCACCUCCUCCAGCCUGGUCAGACCGAGACAGGGACAGGCAGAGGCAGAGGGACAGAGACCGGGAGAGGGAGCGGGAUAGGAUCAUCAGGAGGACCAGGUCCAGAAGUCCAAGGAGACGUAGCAGGUCCACUUCAAGAGGUCUAAGAAGACGAAGCCCCCCCAACAGGCCUCGGCGGUCUCCGUCUCCACAGCGGCGAAGAAGGACAAGUCGCUCGCUCUCACGUGAAAGAGAAAGGGAGAGAGAACGUGAGAGGGUCAGGAGGAGGGAGCUCGAGCAGGAGCGAGAAAGGGAGAAGGAAAAAGAAAGCCUGCAGCCAAAGGAUGUUCCCCAACCCCGCAGGUCUUCUUCCUCGUCAUCAUCUUCUUCCAGCUCCUCUUCUUCCUCUGCGUCUUCACAGUCACCGCCGCCAGAGAGGAAAGACAGCAGAGGACCAUCAGAGAGGGACAGGAGAGCAGAUCAGCAGGACGAGAGGAGGGAGCAGAAAAGCCGCCCCUCUGCCUCACAGGGCGCUUCUAGAGACUCUUCUCAUGCUCCACCCUCAGGUGGGAGAGGCUCACAGUCGGAUUCUCGCCGCUCUGAAGUGACCCCGCAAAGAUCUCUGGGGAGCAGCCAACCAGACGGCAAGCAGCCGCACCGGGGUCAAAGCGGAAAGCGGUCGCCGCCAGCCAGCCGCCAGCCACCCGAACGAACGGGCAGAAGCGAGAGCGCUGUAAACGGGAAGGAGGCAGAGAUGAAGAGCAGCAGCUCCAGCUCCUCUUCAUCUUCUUCCUCCUCUUCAUCAUCCUCCUCCUCCUCAUCGUCAUCAUCUUCGUCCUCUUCAGACAGCUCAGAUUCUGAAGCCGAGCAGGAGAACGGGAAGGCAGCCAAAGCUAAGAGCUCUGCUUCCUCUUCCUCUGACAACGAGAAGGAAGCAAAGAAGAGAAGCCCCGUCAGGCCUCAGCGGGUGCCGGCUGAUUCGCUGAGAGAUUCUCGCUCCCUCAGUUACUCUCCUCCCCGACACGUGAGACCAGUGGCGUCCUCACCGAGCCGCAGAAGCAGCAACAGACGGUCACCGAACCAAUCAUCGAGCAGCAGACGAAGGAAGUGAGCCGACAGCAGACGCCUCCCUUCUUCUUCUGUGGUGUUUGAACUGGACUACAACACAAACUCCAGAGCCAGCAGAUCUGCGUCGCCGGGAGGUCUCCAGUGUUAGUGGGUUUUUGUUUUUUUUGUUUUUUUUAAGCAGCGAUGGCUCGAGGCUGGCGUGUACGUCUCUUUUUAUGAGCUCAGUAAAAAGUUCACCCAGUUAAGUAAAGCGUAACUCUAGCACUGUUCCUCUGUACCUGUACUCUGUGUUGCGUUUCACCUGUAGAUAUGAGCUGUCUGUAUUUUGGUUAUCAUGUGAGUUCCAUUUAAUGUGAGCGGAAACUGAAACGUGGUUAAUUUCUUUGUUGCAAAUGAUUAAUAACAAUAAUAAAAGGCAAU